Messenger RNA from Symbiodinium sp. CCMP2456, 1437 nucleotides. The record is from the annotation of a GenBank genome assembly. Lineage: Eukaryota; Dinophyceae; Suessiales; Symbiodiniaceae.
AUGUUGCGUUCGACGUCUGCAGCUGUGGUACUGAAUCGUCUGGGUCGUGCCUUGCGGACUGAGAAGGACAGCGAGGAUGCGUUUGCGAAGAGCAAACCUUGCAAAGCCAUUGGUCAGUUCUGGAGCCACAGCUGGAAGGGUCACACUUUAUACAAGGUGCUUCUGCUCUUGGUCUUGAACAACGGCCUCGCGGCCGUGGUCAUGGGAACAGUAGGUUCCGUGCUGGUCCUUCCCCUCGUUCUUGCUGGAUGGCUUCCCCCAUGGCAGGCUGGCAAGUCCGCCGGCGGAUGGUGUGUUCUCUCCGGAACCUUGGUGACUGUGUUAACCUUCUUCUUGUGGCAGCCUCAGAAGCGUGUCUUUUUCGAUCGCAUCUGCAUCAAUCAGAACGAUCCAGAAUUGAAAUUCGCUGGCGCUCUUAGCAUCGGUGGCAUUCUGAAGAAUUCAAGGUCGAUGCUGGUAUGCUGGGACGAGACCUACUUCCAGCGGCUGUGGUGCGUCUUCGAGCUGGCUGCAUUUCUGAGAAGCCAUGAUGAACGUGCCACGGAGCUUGACAUCCGCCCGACCUUCCUCGGGCCUUGCGCGGCCUGCCUCUUCCUCAUGUGCUCUGCCGCGAUGCUGGUGAUCCGACCCCAGCAAGAGCCUAAAGCCUACUUGAACACACCGAUCAACGCGGCCAUCUGGCUCUGCGGUCUCUUUUCCAUCGUCGCUCCGGUGGGUGCUGCUUUCUUGCGGGACUUCUUCUGCAAGUUGGAAGGAAUGAAGGAUCAACUUCCCAAGUUCUGCCUACGAGAUCCCACUUGCCACUGCUGCGAGGUCAACCAUGUGCUCGACUCCGGUCAAUGUAUGUCAUGCGAUCGCGAGGUGAUGGAAGACUGCAUUCGCAGCUGGUUUGGUUCGACGAUCCGAUUCGAAAGCCACGUCCGUCAACGGGUGCUACCGGAGGUUGAGAAGCGUCUCGGCAACUACCUGUUCCCCUACCACAUGCUGGUUGGCUGCUGUAUUCCGAUCGUUUGGGCACACUUCGAUGGGCUUGCAAUUGCCAUGGCAGAAGAGGACUGGCGACAUCUCGCGGAACGGAGCAUGUAUGUUCUGUCAAGGUGGCUGUGCGAAUUGCCGAUCUUCUUCGCCCUGGCCUUUCCCCUCAUGUGGAACCUGCGAGAUAGGCGUUCGACUCUUUUCGCAGAUGUCGCCGUGAAUGUGCUGUGCAUGGUGCUGCCACUGCCCGUCUAUUACGGCAUGUACGUCGUGGGAGAGUACCUCCGGCAGACCUGGGGCGUCUUCGGGAUGCUCGCCAAGCUUGUUCUUGUCUUCGUCGCCACCGCUUCUUUGUGGCCAUGCUGUUCCUUUUGCCCCUGCCGCCCAAGGACGAGGCAGUCAGGGGAGGGUUCCGCGCACACGUUGGGCCGCGAUUCGGAGCAGCCGAGCACGAGGGCGUGA